CCUGUAUGUACAUCGUGUUCUAAACAAUGCGCUUUUUCAUCAACAACAAAAAAGUCACGAGUCGUUCAAAUCACAAAUUGUCACGAGGCGAGUCGAGGCGGGUCGCCCGUUGCAAAAACGGAAGCUCCAGUGAUUCGCAACAGUGUCGCGUACAAACGUUAAAAUUGUCUCGGUUGAAAAGCGCGUGCAACGAUCCCGAUCGACGUGCUCCCUCUCGAACGCGUGACGAGCGAGAAAUCGCAAACCGUUGGUGAUCGGAGGCAAACGUCCCGGCGCAGAUUAACUGUCAACAGUGUCAUCAGUGUCAUCGAGCCGCGGUAGCCACCGGGUGACGUAUGACUCCGAGUUAGUACGCAGACAAUUUGCGGCUGGCAACCGAGCCCGCAAUGGCGAUGUAAUCGUCGCGCGUCGAUUCUCCUGAGUCACGGUUUGCUCCCGCGAGCUCGGGUCUCGUUGGGUCUCGUUCUCGAUUAAGCGCACGCCGAGCCACCGUCGUGGUUGGAAGUGGGAGAGGAGGUAACGACCACGCCGCCGCGCGGUUCGACGAGCGCCAUGAGCACACUGUGGAAACCCUGGCCGGAAACCUUGAAGGCGGAAUCGACGGGACCGGCGAUCAUGAAGAGUCUGGACAGCUGUCUGGACCACGACUUUGACGACCUACCCGAGUUCGCUCCGUUCAAUCCGUUUACCAUGAAGAAGAAUUCUCUGGUAACCUCCUGCACCAAGUGCCAUAACAACAACAACAAGAGUUUCCUGCUGCUCGACGAGCAGGAGAUUUUGCAGGUUUCCGAUGUGGAGGAGUUUGUGAGAAAGUUGAACUGCACGGACAACGACACAAAAGUCAAAGUCGUAUCGAUAUUUGGUAAUACGGGUGAUGGCAAGAGCCACACCAUGAACCAGGUGUUUUUCAGGGGCGAGGAGGUAUUUCAAACGUCGAACGAACAAAAUUGUUGUACGUUGGGCGUCUGGGUGGCGUUCGAUCCAAUUCUCAAUGUUGUUUGUUUGGAUACGGAAGGUUUACAAGGUGUUACAAAUUCUGAGAACGAUCGGAUGAGAUUGUUACUCAAGGUACUCGCGAUCUCCGACAUCGUGGUUUACGGAAUCCAUUCUGAAAGGCUGAACAGGGACAUGUUCACAUUUUUUGGUACCGCGUCAUGUGCUUACAGUCAUCACUUGAAAGCUGCCUUACAAGCGAUAGGACAGAAGGAGGGAAACUCUACCUCGUUGAGCAAGCUCGGACCAAGUGUCAUAGUGCUGCAUGAAACCAGACACACCAAACCUUUGAUCAACAACGGAUCGGAAAGCGCGGAAGACAUCCUGAGAGAAAGAUUCAACCAAAUGAACCAGAAGAUUGAUGCUUUUAACUCUAUUAAAUACAUCGGUUUGCAAACGGUGAAUGAUAUAACGGAUUACGAACAAUUGCGAUCCGCUAUUAUGAACGAAUUGGCCAACACGACGGUUCGUUCAGCUAGAAAACCCCACCUGGUAUACAACAUACUUAAGAACCUGAACGACCAGUUAUCUAGCGAGACAGAGAGCGUUUCCAAUACUUUAUUCCCGGAUCAGUAUUUUACUUGUCCCGUCAAAUGUCUGAGCUGUGAGAAUGGCUGUAAUAACAGUAUGGGACAUCUUCGUGAUGGAAAACCACACAGUAGCAAUACCAGGUGCAAGUUCCAAUGUCAAUAUGAAAAUUCAAUAUACAUAUGCAAAAAGUGUUACAAGAAUGGAAACGAAGUUGAGGUGAAUAGGCGAUACUAUGAGGAAAAUCAGAAUAGCUGGAUUAGUUUCGCUAAAAAUGCCUGGUCAGGAUAUGUCAUAGAAUGCCCGCAUUGUGGAGAGAUCUACAAAAGUAGACAGUAUUGGUACGGCAAUAAUGCAGAGGACAUCGCCAUACGCAAGAAGAUCACGCACGUGUGGAAUUCAUCGAACCGUUCUAUAGCUCCUCAGAAUACAGCACAACGGGUUAUCGACAGCGUUUCGUACAUCACUGAGGCCGUAACGAAUGUUUCUCUGCAGCCGACGAAAGCGCUAAAAGCCUGGGCCGCGGAUCAGGUGGCGCCGUCCUAUUGGCGAUCGAACAACGAGAUAAAACAAUGUCAUCAGUGCAAAAUCUCAUUUAGCCCGACAGACGACAAGCACCAUUGCCGCGAUUGCGGAGAAGGUUUUUGCACGCAGUGCUCGUCAAAAACAAAAUGCGUACCUAAUAGAAAUUGGUAUUCGCCGGUUCGGGUUUGCGACGCGUGCUAUGAGAAGGAGACAAACGGUUCCAGUGACGACUCUCUCGAACCUCCUGUCGAGGACGUCGGCGUGCGAAAAGUGACGGAGCAUGUGGUGUCGACACUUAGUGCUGUUGGAACAGUUUUCAAUUAUUCUAAAUCAUUCAUAAAGGAUUCUGUUCGACCAUCUUAUUGGAUACCGGAUUCGGAAGUGGUUAGCUGUUGCGUUUGCGAACGGAAGUUCUCCGACAUGCUUCCUCUACAUCAUUGUAGAGCUUGCGGACGUGGGGUGUGUCAGGAAUGCUCGCAACAUCGUAAGCCUGUACCUCAUCGGGGAUGGGAUCAUCCCGUUAGAGUAUGCAACGCCUGCGUUUGAAGUCGUUUGCCGGCGUACAUCAAGGGAAAUAGAAUUCAAUAACAUUGAUCUUGGUAAAAGAAGAUAUUCACUUGAAACGAAACAAAUCUCAUUUCUUUCACGUUGCUUUUGUAAGAUAAGUAGACGUUAUACUUGACUGUGAGUAUAGAAUAUCAUAGAUUUGUACGGCCAAAUUCCGUAGUUGACUGACGUAGUUUUUUGGACGGACUUUUUAUUGUAAUUCAAAUUUUAACUUUUAAAUUCUAAAUAAAAUUUUUCAGUUUGAUAUUUUUUUACUUCCCACAAUUUUUCUAUUUUUAUCUCUAACGAUGUAAAUGACAAACGCAGCUUUAUGAUGAAAAAUUUCUGAAAAUGCAAAUUUAUUAUUUAUGUAUUUUCAAUAUUAAAUUAUAUAAAUAAUGUUUUAUUUAUAUAUUUAAUAUCUGUAUAUAAUAUUGAAUGAGAAUUUAAAAAAAUUUUUUUUUUUAAUUUGAAUUUGAAAACAAGAAAAUUAAAUAUUUUUUAAGUAAUUAAGUGAUUAAGUAAUAAGAUAAACGUUCGAGGAUAUAUGUCUGCAAUAUAUCCAUUAGGACGUUUACCUUAUAUACAUUUGUAAAUUUUAAAUUGUUAGAAAGUCAAACAAAAGUUUGUCUGAAAGCUGUCCCUUGCUUAACUCGGUUUUUAUAAUUAGGAGAUAAUUUUAUAAACAUAUAGAUGUACAUAAAUGUAUGAAUGUGCCAUAAUUAUGGUUUUUUUUUUUUUUAAAGCAACUUCCCGAAGUGUAUUAAAGACAUAUGAUCAUUUUUGUUUGAAAGCAAUUUUUGAAAGUGUAUUAAAAACAUAUGCUAACUUUAAUAUACAAUUUUAUAUCUCUGAAAAAUGUAGAUCAAGAUUACGCUUAAAGAUUGUUCGACGGAAAGCAGGUUAAAGAUUUAUGUUACCGAUAGUCCCGUAUGUAAUGCACGUUAGCGAUUUGUACAUAUGUAUAAUGUUGUGAUCUUCUGGUAUCAGUGAUUGAUAGUUGUAUGAAAGAGAAUCAUUUACAAGAAAUGUAAAUCUCGUGGCUGUGACAAUUGUUAAACUGGCAUAGUAUUUGAAGACGCGUAUUCGCAAGGCAGCGGAUACGCGAUAGCGCGUCUUCAAAAGUGGGAAUUGUUACUUUUAUUUUAAAUAAAUUGAAAUGAAUACCUUUAUUUUGUCCUGUACAUUACGAGCUGCUUUAAAUAAAGAUCGAAUUCUUAAAAAGUAAA
This is a messenger RNA of Solenopsis invicta (red fire ant), 3821 nucleotides long. RefSeq names its product zinc finger FYVE domain-containing protein 1. Bases 553 to 2592 code for a protein of 679 amino acids. Lineage: Eukaryota; Metazoa; Arthropoda; Insecta; Hymenoptera; Formicidae. Gene Ontology annotation, molecular function: metal ion binding; GTP binding; GTPase activity. The transcript is spliced from 7 exons. The record is from RefSeq and is a predicted model, not a curated record.